AUGGCUUUGUCGCUCCGCCGCCGCGUGGUCGUCAUCAUCGUAAUUGUGUACGCUUUGGUUCAGGUGCUCAGUCUGACUUACGUUUUGCCCACAGCGAAUAUCGCGACCAAUCAUCGCGACUCCAUAUACCAUAGGACGCCAUGGCUUCUUAUUCGGCCUGCUCGCCUGAGGAGCUCUGGAAGUCUGUCGUUGUCAAGAAUACGUUCCUCGACGUGGACGUGGAACCACUGUAUGAACGCCGUGCGCGGGCUUCGUCCACGCCUCCCGCACUGCGAUGCCAACCCGACCGAUUCAGCAAGGAGCUGCCUCGGCACGAGCUGGACGACGCUGCCUCCACAGACGGCGGCGAGACAUGCUCAAGUGGCGAUGCGAGCUCUUCGGCUGGAGACCUCGGGUAGGCAGUUCCAGAGCUGCCCCGCGUGA
Messenger RNA from Prorocentrum cordatum, 423 nucleotides. NCBI's taxonomy places the organism in Eukaryota, Dinophyceae, Prorocentrales, Prorocentraceae. The record is from the annotation of a GenBank genome assembly.